Molecule: messenger RNA, 543 nt
Organism: Stegostoma tigrinum
Lineage: Eukaryota; Metazoa; Chordata; Chondrichthyes; Orectolobiformes; Stegostomatidae
Product: ferritin, heavy subunit-like
Exons: 5
Biological process (GO): intracellular iron ion homeostasis; iron ion transport
Cellular component (GO): cytoplasm
Molecular function (GO): ferric iron binding; ferrous iron binding
Source: RefSeq, a predicted model, not a curated record
GAAGCUGCUGUCAACAAGCAGAUUAAUGUGGAGCUCACUGCCUCCUAUCUCUAUCAGUCUUUGAUGUCGUACUUUGACCGGGAUGUUGUUGCCCUCGCCCAUGUCUCCCGGUUCUUCAAACAUCAGUCCCAGGAGAAGCAGGAACAUGCAGAGAAGCUGCUGAAAUUCCAGAAUCAGCGUGGAGGCAGAGUCCUCCUCCAGGAUGUGAAGAAGCCAGAGAGGGAUGAGUGGAGUAAGAGUCUGCAGGCGCUGCAGGUUGCCCUGGAUCUGGAGAAGAAUGUGAACCAGAGUUUGCUGGAUCUACACCAACUCGCCACAGCCCAGACUGACCCUCAUCUGUGUGACUUCCUGGAAACUCACUAUUUGGAUGAGGAGGUGGAGAUCAUCAAGCAACUCGGGGACUACAUCACCAACCUGAAGCGCCAACAAAAAGUGAAGACAGCCCUUUAUCUACUGACCCAGCUUCCUGAUCACAAAGGUCUAAAGGAAGAGGCCCAGCAGGCUCUGAUUUCAAUCCAGGUGGCGGAAGCAGCAGAGGUGUGA